Messenger RNA from Naegleria lovaniensis, 1704 nucleotides. RefSeq lists its product as uncharacterized. The transcript is spliced from 4 exons. The coding region runs from base 1 to 1704 and encodes 567 amino acids. Gene Ontology annotation, biological process: nucleotide-sugar metabolic process; ATP generation from poly-ADP-D-ribose; carbohydrate metabolic process. Gene Ontology annotation, molecular function: poly(ADP-ribose) glycohydrolase activity. Gene Ontology annotation, cellular component: cytoplasm; nucleus. NCBI's taxonomy places the organism in Eukaryota, Heterolobosea, Eutetramitea, Acrasida, Naegleriidae. The record is from RefSeq and is a predicted model, not a curated record.
AUGCCUGCAAAGAAUCCCUUCCGUUCCAAACACAACAACAAGAUUUCUCAACGUGAUUCCAGUCAUCUAGCUCGCCAUCAAAAUCAACAACAACAACAACGUGAUUUGACCAUGAAUCAACCCAACAUUCAGCGUUCUGAUCUCUACUUCUCAAGAACCAUUUCCUUUCCAUUUACCUUGUCCUAUUGGCCUCUCAUUGAACAAGCUCUUUCUGAUCCGAUUCAAAAUUCCUCUCAAUUGAAUCAAGUAUUGAUCAACAUUCAAAAAGCAGUCUGUGAAGCGGUUGGAAUGACACCUUUUACUCCGGUUCAAUCUCAAACUAGUUUGACUCUAUUAUUGGAAGGAAAGAUUUUUGGAGAGGAAUGGAAACAAAGAGAUCAAUUCUUUGAAACUACACUUCCAUUCAUGAUGGAUUUGGUGAAACAAUCUCCAAACAUCUUGGGACCUGAUGCAUAUCAACUGUAUGGUCAAGUUCAUUCGACCAUUAUUUCAAACGAAGGAUUGUUACCCGUGAUGGGAACUUUGAAUAGAAUUCCAGUUUUGGCAAGACCCAAGUCCAAAGUGAUGACAUUUAACAAAUUAGAAUGUGCAUGUAUACUAGCCAAUGCAUUUUUCUUAACUUGGCCAAGACUUGCAGAUACUCGUGAAGCAUCAGUUCAAAUGCCAUCCAUUAAUUUUGACACAUUGUUUAAGGAUUCACGACCUUCCUCAAUUGCCAAACUUUUAAUGAUUAUUCACUAUUUUGAGAGAAUUUCUGCGCGAAAUUACAAUGAAAUUGCAAGUCAUGGAUCUAUGACUGUUAUUCGAAAGUGUGUAGAUGCACGUCGAGUGAAAGAUCAAAUACGUCUUGAUUCAUUCAUGCCUUUAUCAGAUAUGAGUGUUCACACAGAAGGAUCUCUUGAACAAUGUGAAAAUGCACUUCAUGCAGAUUUUGCAAAUUGCUACAUUGGAGGAGGUGUUCUUCGAGGUGGAGCAGUUCAAGAAGAAAUUAGAUUUUGUCUUUCUCCUGAAGCUAUUGUCACUCGUUUAUUUGUUGAGAAAUUAGAUGAUAAUGAAGUACUUUACAUUUUGGGAACGGAACAAUUUUCUGAGCAUGAUGGUUAUGGAUCUAGUUUGAAAUUUAAAGGUGAUUAUGUGGAUAAGAAUUACAUUGUGGAUGGAUUUGGAAAUCGUCAGUUUACUUCUCAAAUUGUUGCAUUUGAUUCAUUGUAUUAUACUCACCACGACAAGGUGAAUCAGUGGCGAUCUGAGCAUAUUGAUCGAGAAAUUGUUAAGGCAUAUGCUGCAUUCAGUGUGACACCUAACAGACUGAAUGUGAAUAUUCAUACAAAGAUUUCAACUGGAAAUUGGGGAUGUGGAGCAUUCAAUUGUGACAAAGAACUUAAAUUCCUCAUUCAAUAUUUAGCUGCGUCUAUAUCACAAUGCUCGCUGCAUUAUUAUACGUUUGGAGACUAUGAAUUAGAAAACAAGAUUGAAAAGUUUGUGCAUACUAUCACUACUCACAAAUUUUCUGUGCUCCGUAUUUAUCAAGUGUUGAUCGGCAUGUGGAGCUUAGAUGUACUUCCCAACUUGGAAACAGAAAACUACUAUCCAUCCACUUUGAAAUUUGUUGUUGAGACUCUUCUGAAGGAGCAAUUAGAAGAGUCUCUCCAACAAAUGGAUGAAUCUGACUCACAGUUGUUUGCACCCUCCAUAGACUUGUAA